This is a messenger RNA of Pongo pygmaeus (Bornean orangutan), 3246 nucleotides long. It is a transcript of the gene PHEX, whose product is annotated as phosphate regulating endopeptidase X-linked. Gene Ontology annotation, molecular function: metalloendopeptidase activity. Lineage: Eukaryota; Metazoa; Chordata; Mammalia; Primates; Hominidae. Gene Ontology annotation, biological process: protein processing. Gene Ontology annotation, cellular component: plasma membrane. The transcript has 22 exons. Bases 784 to 3033 code for a protein of 749 amino acids. The record is from RefSeq and is a predicted model, not a curated record.
GGUACAAUUCUUAGUACCACAAAGAGGAAGUGCUUUUUCUCCUUCCUUUAAGAAAAAGUUCCAGUUCAAACCAUCAGUCUCUGUAGGUUGUCUUAAUUGCUACUUUGCACUGCACUGGACUAUGACUGAUUUUUGGCACAUGCUAUCAUACACAAAGUUCCUAAAAUAAAAUGCUCCAGGAUAUCCUAGGAACUCUUAGAAGGCUUUAAAAAGGGACUCACACACUGAAAGAAUAUCUUUGAUGAAGACAAUUCAGGCAAGCAGAAUGAUUGCAACAGAAUUACAUGAUUAAUUGAGAUCUUGAAGUGGGUCCGGUGAAUCCUGGCCACCUAACUUAUCAUGAUUUGGGGGAGUUUCACGAGAAUCCAGUUUUGAUAGAACAAUUGUUUUUUUCCUCCCCAAGUGACUAUACAUUUAAAUAGCUAAAACAUCUGUUCAGCAACAUAGUAAAACAUGUAUACUCGGAACGCUUGAGAGAAGAGCCUGCCAAACAAUCGGUUGAGAGGGACUUUGCUGAGGGAGAGCACCAAGAUAAAGCAACACUGUUUGUUUUGUCUAGUCAGGGGGAAAGCCAAGGCAACCAAUAUUUUGGUUUUUAUAAUUUUCAUUUGUGAAGAAUUAUUUGAGAAAGGGUGGCGAGGGGAGAUUUCCUGAUGGGAGUUUCUUAAGCUGUCCAUUAGUAGAAGAGCAAGAGAGCCUUGGAUGUCAACGCCUCACUCUUGAGACCAGCCACCAAACCACAAAAAGUGACUUUCUUCUCGUGUGCUCGCUACGGCCCUUCUGAUGGAAGCAGAAACAGGGAGCAGCGUGGAGACUGGAAAGAAGGCCAGCAGAGGCACUCGAAUUGCCCUGGUUGUGUUUGUCGGUGGCACCCUAGUUCUGGGCACGAUCCUCUUUCUAGUGAGUCAAGGUCUCUUAAGUCUCCAAGCUAAACAGGAGUACUGCCUGAAGCCAGAAUGCAUCGAAGCGGCUGCUGCCAUCUUAAGUAAAGUAAAUCUGUCUGUGGAUCCUUGUGAUAAUUUCUUCCGGUUUGCUUGUGAUGGCUGGAUAAGCAAUAAUCCAAUUCCCGAAGAUAUGCCAAGCUAUGGGGUUUAUCCUUGGCUGAGACAUAAUGUUGACCUCAAGUUGAAGGAACUGUUGGAGAAAUCAAUCAGCAGGAGGCGGGACACCGAAGCCAUACAGAAAGCCAAAAUCCUUUAUUCAUCCUGCAUGAAUGAGAAAGCGAUUGAAAAAGCAGAUGCCAAGCCACUGCUACACAUCCUACGGCAUUCACCUUUCCGCUGGCCCGUGCUUGAAUCUAAUAUUGGCCCUGAAGGGGUUUGGUCAGAGAGAAAGUUCAGCCUUCUGCAGACACUUGCAACGUUUCGUGGUCAAUACAGCAAUUCUGUGUUCAUUCGUUUGUACGUGUCCCCUGAUGACAAAGCAUCCAAUGAACAUAUCUUGAAGCUGGACCAAGCAACACUCUCCCUAGCUGUGAGGGAAGACUACCUUGAUAACAGUACAGAAGCCAAGUCUUAUCGGGAUGCCCUUUACAAGUUCAUGGUGGAUACUGCCGUGCUUUUAGGAGCUAACAGUUCCAGAGCGGAGCAUGACAUGAAGUCAGUGCUCAGAUUGGAAAUUAAGAUAGCUGAGAUAAUGAUUCCACAUGAAAACCGAACCAGUGAGGCCAUGUACAACAAAAUGAACAUUUCUGAACUGAGUGCUGUGAUUCCCCAGUUCGACUGGCUGGGCUACAUCAAGAAGGUCAUUGACACCAGACUCUACCCCCAUCUGAAAGACAUCAGCCCCUCCGAGAAUGUGGUGGUCCGCGUCCCACAGUACUUUAAAGAUUUGUUUAGGAUAUUAGGGUCUGAGAGAAAGAAGACCAUUGCCAACUAUUUGGUGUGGAGAAUGGUUUAUUCCAGAAUUCCAAACCUUAGCAGGCGCUUUCAGUAUAGAUGGCUGGAAUUCUCAAGGGUAAUCCAGGGGACCACAACUUUGCUGCCUCAAUGGGACAAAUGUGUAAACUUUAUUGAAAGUGCCCUCCCUUAUGUUGUUGGAAAGAUGUUUGUAGAUGUGUACUUCCAGGAAGAUAAGAAGGAGAUGAUGGAGGAAUUGAUUGAGGGCAUUCGCUGGGCCUUUAUUGACAUGCUGGAGAAAGAAAAUGAGUGGAUGGAUGCAGGAACGAAAAGGAAAGCCAAAGAAAAGGCGAGAGCUGUUUUGGCAAAAGUUGGCUAUCCAGAGUUUAUAAUGAAUGAUACUCAUGUUAAUGAAGACCUCAAAGCCAUCAAGUUUUCAGAAUCCGACUACUUUGGCAACGUCCUACAAACUCGCAAGUAUUUAGCACAGUCUGAUUUCUUCUGGCUAAGAAAAGCCGUUCCAAAAACAGAGUGGUUUACAAAUCCAACGACCGUCAAUGCCUUCUACAGUGCAUCCACCAACCAGAUCCGAUUUCCAGCAGGAGAGCUCCAGAAGCCUUUCUUUUGGGGAACAGAAUAUCCUCGAUCUCUGAGUUAUGGUGCUAUAGGAGUAAUUGUCGGACAUGAAUUUACACAUGGAUUUGAUAAUAAUGGUAGAAAAUAUGAUAAAAAUGGAAACCUGGAUCCUUGGUGGUCUACUGAAUCAGAAGAAAAGUUUAAGGAAAAAACAAAAUGCAUGAUUAACCAGUAUAGCAACUAUUAUUGGAAGAAAGCUGGCUUAAAUGUCAAGGGGAAGAGGACCCUGGGAGAAAAUAUUGCUGAUAACGGAGGCCUGCGGGAAGCUUUUAGGGCUUACAGGAAAUGGAUAAAUGACAGAAGGCAGGGAGUUGAGGAGCCUCUUCUACCAGGCAUCACAUUCACCAACAACCAGCUCUUCUUCCUGAGUUACGCUCAUGUGAGGUGCAAUUCCUACAGACCAGAAGCUGCCCGAGAACAAGUCCAAAUUGGUGCUCACAGUCCCCCUCAGUUUAGGGUCAAUGGUGCAAUUAGUAACUUUGAAGAAUUCCAGAAAGCUUUUAACUGUCCACCCAAUUCCACGAUGAACAGAGGCAUGGACUCCUGCCGACUCUGGUAGCUGGGACGCUGGUUUAUGGCAUCCUGAGACAGCUGCACAGUGCCAGCAGAGGCUUUAGGCCUGGAGACUUUCAUUUUUAGUGCAUUUUCGUUAUUUGGGUAGGUGACCUGCUUGGAUCUAGACAGUAUCUGUUCAAAGUUGUAGGGCUUAUAAAAUGGAAUACAAGAAUGAACUAAGUAUGCUUCUUUAGAAAAUCAAACCAACAAAAAUAAA